UCGGCCCACCCAGCUAUUCCGGUCGGCCCAGGCUCGCGCCUGCGCAGUGCGCUAAGCUGUCAGCUAGGUAAGGUGCUGGCAAGCCGGUGGCCGAGAGUGCGGUGCUGUCAUGACUGAGGGCACGUGUCUGCGGCGGCGAGGGGGACCCUAUAAAACUGAGCCGGCCACUGACCUCACCCGCUGGCGGCUCCGCAAUGAGCUGGGUCGGCAGACAUGGACGUAUUUCCAAGCGGAGGACGACCCCGGUCGAGAACAGACCGGGCUGGAGGCCCACUCUUUGGGACUGGACACAAAGAAUUAUUUCAAAGACUUACCUAAAGCUCAAACAGCCCUUGAGGGGGCCCUGAAUGGAGUGACAUUUUAUGCCAAGCUGCAGGCCGAGGAUGGACACUGGGCGGGUGAUUAUGGUGGACCCCUCUUCCUCUUGCCAGGACUCCUGAUUACAUGCCAUGUGUCACACAUCCCUCUGCCGACUGGAUACAAAGAGGAGAUGAUACGGUACCUGCAAUCAGUGCAGCUCCCCGAUGGCGGCUGGGGCCUGCAUGUUGAGGACAAGUCCACGGUGUUUGGGACCGCCCUGAACUAUGUGGCUCUCAGAAUCCUGGGUGUUGGGCCUGAUGAUCCUGACCUUGUACGUGCUCGGAACAUUCUUCACAAAAAAGGCGGUGCGGUGGCCAUCCCCUCCUGGGGGAAAUUCUGGCUGGCCGUCCUGAAUGUUUAUAGCUGGGAAGGAAUCAAUACCCUGUUCCCUGAGAUGUGGUUGUUUCCUGAAUGGGUACCUGCACACCCUUCCACUCUCUGGUGUCACUGCCGGCAGGUCUAUCUACCCAUGAGCUACUGCUAUGCCACUCGGCUAAGUGCCCCAGAGGACCCACUGGUUCAGAGCCUCCGUCAGGAGCUCUACGUGGAGGAUUAUGCCAGCAUUGAUUGGCCAGCACAGAAGAACAACGUGUCCCCGGAUGACCUAUACACGCCACAUAGCUGGCUGCUGCAUGUAGUGUAUGGAAUCCUCAACCUGUAUGAACGUUUCCAUAGUACGAGCCUGCGGCAGCGGGCCAUCCGAAUGCUGUAUGAACAUAUUGUUGCCGAUGACCGCUUCACUAAGUGCAUCAGUAUUGGCCCGAUCUCAAAAACCAUCAACAUGCUUGUUCGUUGGGCAGUGGAUGGGCCCUCCUCCCCUGCCUUCCAGGAGCACGUCUCUAGGAUCCCAGAUUACCUUUGGCUGGGCCUUGAUGGCAUGAAAAUGCAGGGCACCAACGGAUCACAGAUCUGGGACACGUCAUUUGCUAUCCAAGCACUGUUGGAGGCAGGUGCACACCACAGACCUGAGUUUUUGCCCUGCCUGCAGAAGGCUCACGAGUUCCUGCGGCUUUCACAGGUCCCAGACAACCUUCCUGACUAUCAGAAGUAUUACCGCCAGAUGCGCAAGGGCGGUUUCUGCUUCAGCACACUGGACUGUGGCUGGAUCGUUGCCGACUGCACAGCCGAGGCUUUGAAGGCCGUGCUGCUCCUGCAGAAGCAGUGUCCCUUUAUCACCGAGCACAUCCCCCAAGAGCGGCUCUGUGAUGCUGUGGCUGUGUUGUUGGGCAUGAGGAAUUCUGAUGGAGGAUUUGCUACCUACGAGACCAAGCGCGGGGGGCAUUUGCUGGAGUUGCUGAACCCCUCAGAGGUCUUCGGAGACAUCAUGAUUGACUACACAUAUUUGGAGUGUACCUCAGCAGUGAUGCAGUCUCUGAAGCAUUUCCAUGAGCAAUAUCCAGACCACAGGGCAGUAGAGAUCAGGGAAACCCUCAAGCAAGGCCUGGAGUUCUGCCGAAAGGUACAGAGAGCUGAUGGCUCCUGGGAGGGCUCCUGGGGGGUUUGUUUCACCUAUGGCACCUGGUUUGGCCUGGAAGCUUUUGCUUGCAUGGGGUAUACCUACCAAGAUGGGACUGCAUGUUCAGAAGUGUCUCGGGCCUGCAACUUCCUCCUGUCCCAGCAGAUGGCAGAUGGAGGCUGGGGGGAGGACUUUGAGUCGUGUGAACAACGGCGUUAUGUGCAGAGUGCCAGGUCCCAGGUCCACAGUACAUGCUGGGCCCUGAUGGGCCUGAUGGCUGUGCGGCAUCCCGAUGUCGCUGCUCAGGAGAGAGGAAUCAGAUGUCUGCUGGAGAAGCAGUUCCCCAAUGGAGACUGGCCGCAGGAGAACAUCUCUGGGGUCUUCAACAAGUCCUGUGCCAUCAGCUACACAAGUUACAGGAAUGUCUUCCCCAUCUGGGCCCUAGGCCGCUUCUCCAGCCUGUACCCUGAUAAUAUCCUCGCUGGCCACCUUUGAAUACAUGUCUGCCUGUGCUGCAGCUGGCCAGCAUCAUUACCAUGCAGGUCCAGGCGAGGCUGGGGUUUCUAGGCUAGGUGGUAGGAGCCUUCUUAUUCCUGCUUUGGGCCUUGUUGUCUAUUUCUGUAGACAUGAAGCUGGGGAUACGGUCAGGUUAGUGUCUCUAGGCUCUUGUCAGUAUAUGUUUAGUUCUGAAACUAGAUUCCAUGAGAAAGGGAACCAGAUAAACCUUGAAAUCCAAGGAAGCACACUGUACCCUACAGCUCGUGGGUACAUCCUUCUUGAAUGAGUGAAACUAGAGUUUUUAUGGCCAAUGACUUCCUUGUGAGAGGAACAGCUGGCUUCUUCACCUCCUCCUUUGUCUGCUGUGCAAUGGGCCUCUGACCAGACUCCUGUUUGCUGGACUGGCAGAGUUCUGACAACCCAAUGGUGCUGGUUUACUCAGAAAAAGCCUCAGUGGGGAGUGAGGCAGGGCCCUUUACUGUGUCCUGAGCGGUGGCUGUUGUUCUUGAAAUACUAGUUUUCCAGAAAGGAAAUACGAACUCGCUUUAUACUAAAAAUGUCACUAAAAGUGAUUUCAAUGACCACCGACUCCUUUAAUAAACAGACAUUUUGGUUCUGGAAUGAUGGCCUAGCAGUAAAGAACAUUGGCUGUUCUUUCAGAGGACCUGGGUUUGAUUUUCAGCACCCACUGGUGACUAACAACCUUCUAUAACUCCAGUUCCCUGGGGAUCCAAUGCCGCCUUCUGGCCUCUGUGGGCACUGCACAUACAAUGCAUAAACAUACAUGAGGGCCUAAUACCCAUACACAUAAAGUAAAAAUAAAUCUCGAAAAUAAAAUAUUAAAAACAAAAUAACAAAACCCCCAGGCGUUUCAUCCUAGAGUUUCCUGAGGCUGGGUGGCACAGAGGCAGAUGCCGCAUCCUAUUCUGCCCCUAGAUUGUAAGCAUGUACAUUGCAUGUUUUCUUGGGUACAAGUUCUGCUUUCCAGUCAUCUUGUUGAGAUAGAGGCACAUGUAGGAAGCCACACAUAGAAUGAAACGGGCAGAUAGAUAGUGGUUAUGGUGUUCAUACUGGGACAGCACUGUAGCAAGGACAGCUGAUGACAUCCAGCGCACCACUUAGACCCACUCAGUCAGCCAGGCAGUUGUAGCCCUCCUGGGACCCAGGAAAACAUCUGAGACACCCAAAAGCCAUUAUGAACCCUUUUGCCAACUGUGCUUUGAGUUCAAGUGAGGGCCAGAUUUCUGGGGUGAUGCUUCUUGGGGAUGAGCUCUGAAUUCCUGAUUUCUGACUCUCUGUGUCUGGCCAACAUGCAGGCAGAGUUUGGGGUUGAUAAAGUAGUAAGUUCUCCUUGAAGUUACUACUUUUCUCCCUGGUCAUGGUGAGCAGGGUCCAUCCUGGUGCCUUCUCAAUCUAAUGCUUUCUACCUCUAUUACAUGUGGACUGGUGGUGACUCCACUCUCUCCCUGGCCCAUGGUCUUCCUGCAGACAAGCAGAGAGCUGUCAGAUUUGGUUUCCCUGCCCAGGAUCUUCUAGGCUGACCUUCUGCCAUGGUGCAGAUUCCCCGAGGCUUUGUGCCACCUGCCUCCUGCCCAGCUCCCACCACUGCCAGCUGUGCUGUGACUCCUCGGGCUCUGCCCCCGUAGAUCACAAACCUGUGUUGUUGCCUGCACAGUCUCUCAGCCUCUGCCAGCAGCAGAGCAGAUGGGUGGUGUAUCACUAGAUCGCCCUUAGCAGCAGCAACUGUUCCUUGGAAUUCCUAGUCACGACCAGAUCACUGUACGAAAUACACUUACGGGACCAGUUCUCUUAAUAAACAGACUGCUGAUGAACAUACACCGUAGCGUGUCAUGCUUGUCUGUCCUGCAGACCAUCCUGCUGUGGGGCUUUCAGUAGGGUGCACAGGAUUACCCCCAGUUUAGAGUUGGUGGGGGACACCAGAUUACAGUUCAGAAGUCCUUGAAGAUUCUUGAAGUUUUAGCCUGUAAGGAACAACUUUAGAUCUGCUGGAAGCGUUUCCUGUGGAGUCGUAGUAGAGUCCCUGUGUUCCCUGUGAUGGGAACCUCAACACCCAUUUCUAACGUAUUCUUUAGUAGAAAAUGGAAAAUGUUGGCUGUUUUUCCCUCAUGAAAGCUUUCCUGUGUGGUACUCACUGUAACAUGAUGUUCAUCAUGUAGUCCAGAAUGGCCAAGCUUGAGGGCAGUCCUCCUGCCUCUGUCUCCUGAGUGCUGGCAUUACAGUGUGCUACAUGCCCUGCUGAAAGACUUGAUGGGAGCUUCUUUUUUAAAUAAAAAUUUUCUGUAUGCUGAUUUUUUUGUUUGUUUGUUUUUUGUUUUCAAGACGGGGUUUCUCUGGAGCUUCAGAGCCUGUCCUGGAACUAGCUCUUGUAGACGAGGCUGGCCUCGAACUCAUAGAGAUUUGCCUGCCUCUGCCUCCUGAGUGCUGGGAUUAAAGGCGUGUGUCAUCACCGCCUGGCCUGUAUGCUGAUUUUUUAUUCUCUAUUUUAGCAAAUACAACUAUAUGGUAAUAUGUUGGGACCAUUUGGAGUCCUGGCCUCCAGCUGCUCUUCCCUGCUAGUGACCUUCACUUGGCCUUCUGAUUUGAGCUACUGACAGCUGUGUCAAAGUUGUUUACCAGCUCUGCUUCCUGAGCACGUGUUGCCUUGCCUUGAGGAUCAGGGGAGGAGGUUUUCACCUGUCGGCCCACCUGACUGUGUUGGGUAUAUAAGCCUCCCUGGCGCUAUUCAAUAAAGGGCUUCUUUACCAGUGA
Alexandromys fortis (reed vole) is the source of this 5083-nucleotide messenger RNA. RefSeq names its product lanosterol synthase (gene Lss). Gene Ontology annotation, biological process: triterpenoid biosynthetic process; cholesterol biosynthetic process. Gene Ontology annotation, cellular component: lipid droplet. NCBI's taxonomy places the organism in Eukaryota, Metazoa, Chordata, Mammalia, Rodentia, Cricetidae. The transcript has 22 exons. Bases 110 to 2311 code for a protein of 733 amino acids. Gene Ontology annotation, molecular function: lanosterol synthase activity. The record is from RefSeq and is a predicted model, not a curated record.